Messenger RNA from Penicillium maclennaniae, 4287 nucleotides. RefSeq names its product [Histone H3]-lysine-36 demethylase (gene jhd1). Bases 1 to 4287 code for a protein of 1428 amino acids. Lineage: Eukaryota; Fungi; Ascomycota; Eurotiomycetes; Eurotiales; Aspergillaceae. The record is from RefSeq and is a predicted model, not a curated record. The transcript has 2 exons. Gene Ontology annotation, molecular function: transcription coregulator activity; histone demethylase activity. Gene Ontology annotation, biological process: protein demethylation; regulation of transcription by RNA polymerase II.
AUGAUCCCCGCUUUGCACCCACCUGCCGCAAUCGCAAAACUUCGCGCCUCUGACCCCUCCUACAACAUUCUCAUCGGCUCGGCACAGCCUGAGUGUGCGAAAAUGAUGAGCGCGGCGUCUUUUCUGUCCCCACUGGGUGAGCGCCCGCCGCAGUACCGCACGCCGUCCCCUCCGCGACGCGCUGUCGAGCCCAUCACACCGUCCACCGCAGAAUUUCGAGCAUCAAGGAUUGAGCGCGUCGUCGGUCGGGCUACCAGCCUUGAUCGCGACCAGGCCCCAUUUAAUCCCAGUCAGAGUGUGACUACCGAUGGGAAUUCGCAUUAUCGGUCGGGUCACGGCCGGUCGAGCUCGACCAUUGAUACCCUCGCGACGAUCGCCCUUGCAACCAGCCCUACCUUUGCACCACUUCCCAGUCUCCCACCAUCUCCUUCAUCCCGAUUAAACAAGCCCUUAUUCCCCCUCGGGAUUGUCAACCACGAACGGGCCGCAAAACGCUCUCGUUCGGAGCGGAUCCCGUCGCCGCAACGGUCUCAGGACGCACUCUCGAACGCAACCCACCCGAAUAUCCUGGAGAGUAUGACAACCGACGCAGAGCUUUUGCUCAAUUUUGCCCGACCUGCGAAUUUUCAACCCGGCCACACCAAGCGAGUCAGCAUUGACGAAACUCACUACCACUAUGGAAGUGAUGGAAUGCGGCAUAAUCGCGUGGGCUUCGCCAGUGGAAGCUAUGGUGGAUCGGAUGAUGUGAAAUCUGCUCAUCACCCAGAUGACCAUGGUCCGUCGCGCAUGAGAUCCCAAUCGGAUGGGUCGACUUUUCUUUCACGCCCUGUGAUCAACGGUAUACGCCCAACAACCAGCGCGGGAACAUUACCUCCCAUUGUAUGGGAGGACGAAAUUGAGAAUAGCCUCUGGACUUCAUCAACGGAAAGACCUCGCUGUGCUGAAUACGAGGACCAUCGACCUGCCGCUGCUCAAUCCCAUGUGUUCCAGAAGUCACUUGAUUCUACUCCGAAAGUCGAAGAGCAAGAAAGUGAUUCGAACCAGGCAAGCUGCGCCGCAUGCCAUCUUGUGAGGAUCCCUGUCGAAACUGAGGAGCAGGACGAAGACACGUGGAUUGGUUGCGAUGGAUGCAAGCGCUGGUUUCAUAUCGUUUGUGCCGGGUUCAAAAACGACCGAGAGAUCCGCACUGUCGACAAAUUCAUCUGCCGCGACUGUCGGCCACUCCAUGGCCAGACUACAUUUGUGCGGAAGUCCUCACGCGCCCGUACGGCAAUUGACUAUGCCGGUCUCAACCAAGGUCUUGUCAAGGCGGCUACAGAUUCUUUAGAACACCACUAUUUGGAACCCAUUCGCCAAGGCAGAAUCCAAUUCACUCCAGAGAACUUUCCUCGAAUGAAACCAGAGUUAGUCACGGCCGAAUACUUUGAGCGUGGCAAUGGAUGGACAGAGCCGGUUGUGAUUCCUGCUUGCUGGAACAACCGUGAACCAGUUCCUGAGGUUGAUGUGGAUUUUGAAGAUCUUGUGAAAGAGGCUUCAUCACAAGAAAUGUUUGAUGACUUACUCGACCAUGUUUCAGAACAAGAAACAGAUCUCCGGGAAACAGUCGACUGUGGUCAGGACCAGCUGGACAUGGUCAUCCCGCAGGGACUCACCGUCCGGGCCGUAGCUGAGCUGUAUGGCCCGGAAGAGAAAGUGGAAGUAAUCGACGUCAAAUCACAACAAGGCGAGGACAAGAGGUGGAACAUGCAGAAGUGGGCAGAUUAUUAUGAAAGCAACGAACCCAACAAGGUCGUCCGGAACGUCAUCAGUCUUGAAGUGUCUCAAAGUAAGUUGGGCAGGCUCAUCAAGCGGCCCAAAGUUGUCCGUGACUUGGAUCUGCAAGACGCUGUGUGGCCCGAGGAGCUCAAGGCUAUUGGCGAUUUCCCAAAGGUACAAUUUUAUUGCUUGAUGUCGGUCGCUGAUUGCUACACCGAUUUUCACAUUGAUUUUGGCGGCUCCUCAGUGUACUACCACAUCCUCAAGGGCAAGAAGACUUUCUUCUUCAUCCCUCCGAAAGACAAGCACUUGAAGAAGUAUGAGGAAUGGUGCAACUCUCCAGCCCAAGACUCUAUAUUCCUCGGCAACCAGACCAAGGAGUGCUAUCGCGUGGAUCUUUCAGAAGGAGACACCAUGUUGAUUCCUUCAGGGUGGAUUCAUGCUGUGUGGACUCCAGAGAACAGCUUGGUGAUUGGCGGCAAUUUCCUGACAAGAAUGAACUAUGGCAUGCAGAUCAAAGUGCUCAACAUUGAGAAGGAGACCAAAGUUCCCAGGAAGUUCAGAUAUCCAUUCUUCCAGAAGAUCCAGUGGUAUACCGCCUUGAGGUACUUGGAGGAUGACCCCAUUCCCCCAAAUGUGCUGGAGGCUUUUGCUCAAGACGACAACUACCGAUUCCAUCGACACUACCCUAUCUACUAUGAGUUUGGGGAUCGCACCAACCAGGAGCCUGUGGGCUCUCCGUACUUUAAUGCCCGGUUCUAUUCUCAGGCCGAGCUUGAAGGCUUGCCGGAGUUGGCAAAGUAUCUUUUGCGGACAGCUCUGAUUGCAGGCUCCUAUCUUGUCGACGGUGUGACGGUUGAUGCGCGGAACGCGGUCAGACGUUCGAUACCAAAGUCCAUUGCGGAUCCAAUUGAGAUGAUCAGAAAGUUUGGUAUUUGGGUGGCAUGGAAGCGCGGGAAUGAGAAAGCGCCUCAGUGGACUUACCCCGGCGUCAUUGAAAGCAACCCCAAAGUAUCGCUCAACGAGAAGAAAGCUGCCGGGAGGCCCAGUCGCCGGUCCGAACGCAACGUGGACAGUCAGCGUACCUAUGCCGAAAGACAAGCAGUCCAACGACCUUCGGAGGAUUUCAUUGCAACGCCUUUGCCCCCGAUCAGCAGCGUCAUUUACGAGCCAUCCGAAAGUGAAACUCCAGGACCAGUCGGGUUUCUUCCAGACAUUGCUACGCAAGAGAUUUCUGCACCCAAGCCGCGACCUGUUCAGCGUGGGUCCGGACUUGGACCAAAGCGUGUUGCUUGUGAUGCAUGUCGCCGUCGACGUAUUCGAUGCCGCCACAAGGACGAGCCGAACGAUAUGAUUCUGGGCCGACAGAUGACAGUUAACGGCUUUGGAUCGGCAUCAGGUGUGAGCACACCUUCCUCUUUGGCCCAGGACGCCGUUUCCGCGCUCAACUCUCUGGCAGCGAUUGCUUCCCAGGCCGGUUUCCAAAGCAACGUUGUUGCCGGUGGCUCGGAUCAAUUCGAGGGAUCGGGCAUGUUUCAAUCGGCAGUCAUGGGAACCCCUACAGCGGCUGCCAAUCGCCUUGGCGAUCUCAGCCCUGACGGAGCCGGCGGCAAAAAAGGACGAAGUAAAGCGUGUGAUGACUGUCGAAAGAGCAAACGCCGUUGCAUACAUGACGAAUAUGGCAGAAUUGACCCCGUGAAGGCUCAAGAGCGCUCGAAACCUCGAGGCACUGCUUCCGCCAAACGACCGCGGCCGAAUGAGGAAGAUGGUGCGCCUUCUUCCAGCAAGAAAACCAAGCAGGAGAGUACGUCUCCCACUGCGCACCAAGCAUUCUUUAGCAACGAUGACAAGGCAUCGGUGAUGCAAGUUGCCGCUGUAGCGGCUUAUAGUCACGAUCCUGUCGCUUUUGGCCCUUCUAGCCAGGUUCAAGAAGAGCCUCGCCAGGAGGAGACGUCCCUUGGCCUCACCUAUGCAUCACCGCCUGCUUAUCAUGCCGAAUCGGUCGAUGCGAAAGACCCCAAUGCGAUGUCUGUUUCGUCAAAGCCGACCACGUCCUUGGUUUCCCCACCUACGUCGCUGGUCGACGAAAUGGAUGUUACACAAGAUGGCGAGGCACUGACCUCUGUCGAAAGUGAAGCACCGACGCUCCACACACCCAACUCCAGCUCUCGCCACUCUUCGCGUCAGCCCCGACUUGCCGAGCGAUUUGAGCCGGAGGCCACAUUAUCACGACCUUCUAAACCAGCCCCACGGCCGGCACCCACCACCAUGCGCCGCACUACUCCUGGUCCACUUUUGCCAUCUACCAAAAAGCCUUCCUCACGCCCUUCGUCAUCUCAUACGAAGAAAAGCUCACCAAUGGUUGAGAAGCGUUUUGAACGCCACAUGGCAUCCUCAUUAUCUCCCAAUCAAACAAGCAAGCAUAUGAAGGGUCUCAUCGAUGAAGAGAAUACGGAUGCGGAAAGUCUUCGUCUAAUCCGAGAGCUUCAAGAAGAGGAGUUUGGGCUAAGGAGGCGCUCUACUCGUGGUUAG